This is a messenger RNA of Colletotrichum phormii, 676 nucleotides long. RefSeq names its product ankyrin repeat-containing domain protein. The record is from RefSeq and is a predicted model, not a curated record. Gene Ontology annotation, molecular function: protein binding. The transcript has 4 exons. Bases 181 to 621 code for a protein of 146 amino acids. Lineage: Eukaryota; Fungi; Ascomycota; Sordariomycetes; Glomerellales; Glomerellaceae.
CUUGCUUGGACCUUCAACUACUUUACCUUUUGCGUGCUUCAACUACACUAGACUUCUUAUACCUGGACUGAACCAUUUGAAAGACUCACCGCCGUUUCGGGUAUACUUCAAUCCACUCUGAAUUGGUUCCCUCAUAAAGGUAGCUAAGCUGAGUCUCUACUCGCGUUAUCCAGACUCAACAUGGACCCCUCACAAGGCGCCCAGUCACUGCCCCCGGAAGCGAUUGCUCUCGCUGGGCGUAUGUACGAUGGCGCGCGGAAGGGGGAUAUCGCCAUCUUCCAACAGGCCUUGCCGGCUGGUUUGCCUGCCAACAUGACGAAUGAGAAGGGCGAUACACUGCUCAUGCUGGCUGCUUAUCACGGGCACGCGGAACUGGUGAAGCUGCUCGUCCAGCACGGAGCUGAUCCUAAUCGGUUGAACGAUAGGGGCCAAAGCCCUCUGGCUGGCGCGGUCUUCAAGCAGGAAGACGGAGUUAUCGAGGUUCUCCUCGAGGGCGGCGCUGAUCCCGAUUACGGCAAUCCGAGCGCGUUGCAAUGUGUGGCCAUGUUCAAGCAAGAAGAGAAGUGGCAGACCAAAUUUGAAUCUGCACCAGGUCGGGGAAAUGCUGCGCCAGAACCAUGAGAUCAGGAGAUGCGAUCAUGCGGGAAACAGGAAGUUGACAGUAGUGUCUGCCUCA